Messenger RNA from Patella vulgata (common limpet), 2197 nucleotides. RefSeq names its product protein THEM6. The transcript has 3 exons. NCBI's taxonomy places the organism in Eukaryota, Metazoa, Mollusca, Gastropoda, Patellidae. The coding region runs from base 68 to 649 and encodes 193 amino acids. The record is from RefSeq and is a predicted model, not a curated record.
GAUAGGCCUAACCUUUGCACUCAGCAUUUAGCAUUUAGACACAACGAAGUCAAGAGUAAGUCCAGCAAUGAUUUGUUAUUUGCCAUGGUUGAUUUUAAUAUUGUUUCCUUUUUUUGAUGUUUACUAUUUCGUUAGAGGCGCAUUUGUCAUUAUCUAUGCUUUUUGGAGAAGACAGAAAAACAUUCUGGACGAAUGUGUUUUACCAGGAAUAUGCCUAACUACAGAUUUAGACUUUGUACUUCAUAUGAACAAUAGCAGAUAUCUAAGAGAAUGUGAUUUUGCAAGAUUUGAUUUUUGGAUAAGAACAUCUUGGUGGAAGAAAGUAAGAAGCAUGGGAGGUUCUAUGACAAAUGGUGGCAACAAUAUAAGAUACAGAAAAUCUAUCGAGUUGUUUGAUAGAUAUGAUAUACACACCAAGAUAUCAUAUUGGGAUGAGAAAUCGUUUUAUUUUGAACAGACUUUUGUGCGUUGCAGUGAUAAAUUUAUUUGUGCAAUAGUUAUUGUUAAACAGACGCUGAUAGGAAUAACGCCAGAACAGUUGAUAGCAGAAAUAGAUUCCAAUAUAGUCAAACCAGAACCAUUACCUGACAUUCUCAAAUGGAUUGAAUCAAAUCAGUUGUCCAGUGAAAGACUACGAAAAUCACUCUAGGAACAAAUUAUAUAUACUGUAGUUAGAUUAUAUAUUAUUUCCAUAUUAUCGUGUUACUUUAAUAAGAGACUUUUAUUUAUUUUAUUUAUUUAAUAAAGAUUUAUAAUUUUAAAAUUAAAAGGGAGGUAAUAUUGUUGAUUUAUGUGUUUAUUCUAUUUAAUUUUAAUGUAGCUGCACUCAAUGUCUGAUGAAUUUUUAAAUUUUAAUUAACUCAGUCAAAUAAUUAAUUUUUAAAUUUUAAUUAACUCAGUCAAAUAAGUAAUUUUUGAGAAAAAUGCAUAUGUAUACAAAGAAUGCCCUUGCAAAUGCUGUGCUAUUCAAAAAAAGUGAUAUAAUAUCUUUUGUCAAACACCUGAUCCAGUAUUACAAUGUUUGGGCAUUGUGAUGGUACAACUAUGGACAUAUACAUGUAUAGUAAAAGGGGAAGAUCUGUCAUACCUGAAUUGUGCAACAUAGCCUGUAUUAAAGAUACACACAGAACUUGAAUCUUUUUUUGUUAAGUUUUUCCUUGUUAAAUUUAUAAUAGGUUACCGUUACCGGUAUGUAUUCGUCAGAUAUACAACUAUUUCUCCUGGUCUUUAUGUUUUGGAUGCUAUGUAUUGAUAUAUACUCAGGAAAUUAUUGACAUGUUUGAGAAGUAUGGAUAAUAUAAAUGGAUAUUAAAUAAUGUGCAUUUUAACCAUGUACUGUUUAUUCUAAUCUUUUUCUGUUAUACUCUGUUCAACUUAUUUCUCUCUAAACCGAUUAUAUACACACCAUAUUUAGUCAGUGCCAUGGUUGUCACAUCUUCAACUAUAUAAUACAUUUAUAGAUCAGUGCUUAAAGGUCCUUGACUGCUUUGAAUUAGGCUGAAAUAAAAAAUGAUUAAUUGAGUUCAUCUAAAUUGUUAUUGCAUUUAACCAUGGGGAAAGCUCACAAUUAAAAUCAACACAUAAAAUGCAUUGAAAGGACAUUGGUUUAUCUACGGACCAUAAAUUUUAAACAAAGACAGAUUGACAGCUCACAAUUAAAAUCAUCACACAAAAUGCAUUUAAAUUGAAAAUGUUAUUGACCUAAAUCAAAAAGGGGGAUGCCAGUCAGGUGUUACAAAGACAGAUUGACAGCUCACAAUUAAAAUCAUCACACAAAAUGCAUUUAAAUUGACAAUGUUAUUGACCUAAAUCAAAAAGGGGGAUGCCAGUCAGAUGUUACACUCUCAGUUUACAGUAAAGUCUGUAUGUGGACUCAAGAUAUCAGACAAAUGUUGCAAUGCUUUAACAUGGUGUAUAUGUGGAUGCUGUCUCUACUUUUUUCUUCUGUCAAUUAUUUAUCCUCAAAAUAAGUAUGAUGCACACACAUAUCUACCUAUUUGAAUUUUACAUUCUUUGUUUACAAAAGUGGCAGGAAGAGUCUUAAUUAACUCUUAUUAACUUUCAACAAUUUAUAAAGAAAGUAAGCAAGUUCUUUUAAAUUAUAUUUGUCACUUGAGGAAAUGAUCUCAGAUGUGAAAUGCUUUUAUUUAUUUAUUUUUAAUUUUUGUAAUGUUGUUGUUUAUUAAAGUAUUUAUGA